UAGGCGCUGCGCUAGCGUGGUUUCGAGAUAACACGUUUGCUGUGCUGCCGGUUUGGCGGGUUCUUGUGCAAAUUGUAGUGCAUGAAGUAUCAUAUUAAGUGCGUUUUGGACGAGAUUUCUAGAAUAUCUAACAUUUCAACGUUUAUUUUCAGGUAAGAAUUGUAAUAGAAUGCUGAAUUUCAAUGUAUUGUCUCGGUAGUUUGCCAGAUCAUAACCAAUAGACGUUCAAGGUCAAAGUCUCCCUUGCCUUUGUGUUGUUUGGCGGGGUUUUAUGUGGCGCGAAGCGCGGGCAAGAUGGUGUCUCGUGAUGAAUUGAAGGAGCAUUUUUCUAAUAUGGGGGCUUCGUUAACUGAUGUUACCCUACACAAAUGUGAAGAGCUAUGCCUUGCGUACUCGGUGGACGAGGAAGAAUUGGCGGAAACAUGGAUGGCCUACAGUUGCUCCAAGAGCCUGGACAUCGACCCCACCGUAGACGCUCUGAAUCAGAUGGAACGUGCGGAGUUCGGAAACCGGAAAAAGGCGGCAUCCGUCCCCCUGACGCCGUCGUCCAACGCGAGCCUCGUCGUCUACAACAGCGCCCUCGCGGAUGAUUCAUUGUAUCCUUUCGCGUUUUCAGAACGCCAGUUAAACAGCGCCUCAGAGCGUGGAGGGUAUAAAACGACGCGAGAAGGAAAUAAUUUUGAGGUGAAAGUCGCGCGGUGACGAAAACCAGGGGUUUAUUUCCGAUGCAGCCAUUGAAGUCUCCGAAACGUCCUUGACUAUUGUGCUAGCGAGGACGACAUCCUGACAUCGUACAGCGCUACCCCGAAGGCCAAGAACGCGCACAAAAAGAUUUCAAAUACUCCUGAUCAUCGGAGCAGCCCCAGAGUAAUAUUCUCUCCCGCUAGCUUCUCCCCAAAUGUGUCCACUCCAUCUGCCCGAUAUGCUACACGUAAAAAUUCAGGUGCUGUUUUGGCCACCUUUGGAAGUGCGGAGAAAGCUAAUUGGUACUCUUCUACUCCAUACCUGCCUUCCGUCAAGAUAGUCUCUUCAGUGCCCCCUGACUCCUGCUACAUGUUUGACACUCUCAGAGAGAGGGCCACUUUGCAUGAAGACAACAUGAAGUUUUUGACAAAGGUUUUGUGCUCGAAGGCAGGAAUCUCAGAUAUUCUGGACAUGAGCCAAAUACAUAUGGAUGUCUUUGAAAGCUGUGGGAGAGUCUGCUACACUACAGGAAGUAGUCUUUCGGAUAAGAAUGUUUGUCUAGAGAGCUUACCUGGCUUGCACAAAUCAUGUAUUGUGCCUAUGGAUGUGAAGGAAGUGCCAAAGCUGUCCCUAUUUCCGGGUCAAGUGGUGGCUAUUAAAGCUACGAAUCCCACACGAUCACAAUUGGUCGUCAAGGAUAUUAUCAGUGAUGCAACAAUGCCCCUUUCAGAUGAGCCUUUGCAUUUGCCUGUUAAAGACGGUGCGUUGCAAGUUGUAAUUGUGUCGGGUCCCUACACCCCUACUGACACAAUGACCUACCAGCCUUUUGAGGAUUUUGUAGAUUACUUGAAGAAACAUAGACCACAUGUUGCAAUUCUUAUUGGGCCUUUUGUGAGUGCUGAUCACACCCAUGUAAAAGAUGGACUUCUUGCAGAAACUUUUGAAUCCUUCUUUGAGAAGCAAGUGGACAAUCUUAUGCAAUCUGUGGCAGGGUUGCAGAUGCAGGUCAUUUUGGUUUCCUCUGCAUGUGAUGUCCAUCAUCAUCCAGUUUUUCCAACACCAGCAUAUACAUUGAAGAAGAAUUAUGCCAACUUGCAUUUAUUGGGUGAUCCCUGCGUUUUGGAUGUGGAUGGUCUGAAGAUAGGUGUGACAUCAGUUGAUGUUCUGAAACACAUAGGGAAUGAAGAAAUAGUUAAUGCUGCUUACAGCCAAGAUCGAUUAGGACGCAUAGCAAAACACAUUCUCAUGCAAAAUAAUUUCUAUCCUUUGUACCCUCCAAAUGAAUCGCUCAAUCUCGAUACAAAACUUUGGUAUGAUUACUGCCAUCUUCAGUUUACCCCUCAUAUCUUGGUGUUGCCUUCAGAUUUACGUGCAUUUAUAAAGGAGGCAUUUGGGUGUGUGCUUGUGAAUCCAGAGCACUUAGCGAAGGGACUAGUUGGAGGAUCAUUCGCUCGCCUAGAAAUUAAGGCUGUAGAGAAAUGGAACCCAUCAUGUGUUGCUGGCCAGAUAGUAAAGAUAUAGGUCUUUUCUAAACUUAAUGUUUUUGCAACUUACAUCCAGUUAGAAGUGACAUGUGAAAUAUGCAUUGUUUUCAAUAAGGAUGUUACAUAUUAUUUUUAGCAAGACUACUUGUGUAUGGUAUUGCAAUUGUGAACCUUGUACAAAUAAAACUGUGAUAUUUUGUAUGCAACAAAUGAAACUUGUAUUAGCAAAAUAAAGAUUUGCUUUGUGAUUCCA
Gryllus bimaculatus (two-spotted cricket) is the source of this 2421-nucleotide messenger RNA. NCBI's taxonomy places the organism in Eukaryota, Metazoa, Arthropoda, Insecta, Orthoptera, Gryllidae. The record is from the annotation of a GenBank genome assembly.